This is a messenger RNA of Fomitopsis serialis, 1194 nucleotides long. RefSeq names its product PrpF protein. The coding region runs from base 1 to 1194 and encodes 397 amino acids. The record is from RefSeq and is a predicted model, not a curated record. Lineage: Eukaryota; Fungi; Basidiomycota; Agaricomycetes; Polyporales; Fomitopsidaceae. The transcript has a single exon.
AUGCCCCAUGCACAGAGCAUUCAAGUCGACGUCUGCCUUUCGAAUCCCAUCCCGGCCUCUUUCAUGAGAGGCGGUACGUCCAAAGGUAUCUACCUGAACCGCGCAGACCUCCCUGGUGAUACCGCCCAAUGGGACCCCAUUUUCCUGGGCAUCAUGGGCUCGCCCGACCCCAAGUACGGCAGACAACUCAACGGCAUGGGUGGAGGCGUAUCGAGUCUCUCCAAGGUCUGCGUCGUCGGCGCGGCGUCGGAAGAGCAGCGCGCCGCGGGGAUCGACGUGGAGUACACCUUCGCCCAGGUGGGCAUCCGCGACGAGCUCGUCGACUACUCCGGCAACUGCGGGAACCUCUCCAGCAUGAUCGGCGUGUUCGCGCUCGACGAGGGCCUCUGCGCGCUGCGCACGGUGGACACGUCCGCCCGCGUGCCGACCGCGACGGUGACUGCGUGGAACACGAACACGCAGAAGCGCAUCGACGCGACGUUCCCCGUCUCGUUGGACGACGGGCAGCCGACCGCUCUGCUCGACCUGGAGGAGGAGACUAUGGCUGGUGUGUCUGGGAAAGCAUCCAGGAUCACGCUGGACUUCGUCUCGCCCGGUGGUGCGCGCACGGGCAAGCUGCUCCCGACGGCGCAGCCUGUAGACACCGUUCAGUUCGCAUCCGGGGGCGGCGCGGCGGCCGUGCCCAUGUCUCUCGUGGACGCCACGAAUCCGACCGUCUUCAUCACCGCAGACGGCUUGCGUGCUGCGGUGCCGGACACGACUGCAUCUGACUACACGAGCGUCCACAUCCAGCUCGCCGUGGAACAACUUCGUCGCUUGGGCGCGGAGCGCAUGGGGCUCGACCCGGAGGCGGAGGCGCAGCCCAAGAUCGCCAUUCUCAGCGAGCCCGCAGCGGACGACUCACAGGCGGACAUCGUCGUGCACGCGUACUCCAUGGGUGUGCUGCACAAAGCAGUCCCCAUGACGCUGGGCUUGUGUCUGGGCGUCGCUGCGGGAGUGGAGGGCUCGAUCCCCUGGCAGAUCGCUCGUGCACGCGGAGCACAGAUAUCGACGACCACGGGCGAUAGCAUGGUUAGGAUCAGGCAUCCGGGCGGCGUUGUAACUGUGGGGGCAGCGAGGAAGGACGGCGAGGUGUCGAGUGCAAAGGUAGUCCGCACGGGCAGGAGACUCAUGAAGGGUGUUGUCUGGUGGUAA